UGUGACUUUUGUCGACAAAAGAAACUAAAGUAUUGCAUACAGUCGAGCACAGCAUGAAAGCGUAUUCGAUUCUGCUGACCAACUCAAAGAUGUUCCCGAGAUUUGCCGAAAUGCAGCACCUGCAAGCCAUGGCCUGGAAUCUGCCAUUACUCGCGAGACAGGUCUCCUAACCGCGCGGCCAUUGAUGCCAGGAGCCGAGAAAUAGACAUCGGUAAUAUUGAGGAGCGCCUGCAUCGCCUCGAACAGACAGUGCAGGCCUUAGCGGACACCAUCAAUCGAGCAUUGCAGACAACCCACCGAUCAGCAUUCGAGAGUGAUGAUGAUCCCAGAGCAACAGUUCCUAGUGCGACAGUUGCUCACGCAAGAAAGGAUCCAGGUUCCGGGCUUUAUAUUGGCCAGUCUCAUUCGUUUUCCUUUUUAAGGGACAUGUCAGCAAACAUUGAGGCAGUCCCCCAACAGGUAAGUGAUGACACUCGGCGGAGUGCCUACUCGGGACUUCAGUAUCUCGCCACCAAUUUGAGAACGGCAAAUGCCACUCUACGCACCCAGCAAGACCACGCAAAGUUCUACGUGCCAUCCAAGGCCAUAGGAUAUCGUCUGAUCAGCCAAUUUUUGGAGCAGAUUGAGCUGGGCGAACCAUUUCUUAGCACCCCUCCGGAUGAACAUUUAGGACAGGUUGUAUUUGAACCACACAAGGUGCGAGAUAUGGGAUGGAUAAUAUCUUUCAACUACAUGCUUCUUUCCAUUGUAUCAGACGUGCAUGAGAAGGCCGAUGAGAAAGAAAAUUUUCGGCGGAACGUGCAACUGGCUCUCAACGAUAGCAGUAUUUUCCUCGAACCGCGUGAAGCGAACAUUAAAGCAUUUGUCCUGCUAGCCAUGCAUGGAGAGGAAUAUGCCGCGCCCAACAUUUCCUGGAUGCUGUUAGGACAUGCCUGUCGACAGGCCGAGGCUCUGGGACUCCACGUCUUAGCUCUCCAUUUCGCUGUGGCUCAUCAACAACAUCGGCUGUGUCUUUUCUGGCUUUUGUUUAUGAUGGACAAGGCCUGUGCUCUUGCAUUUGGCCGCCCUGCCUUUCUACCCACGGCCGUGUAUGAUCAGGUUCCGCUGCCCGACAAUGAUUCGUUGCUGAAAUUCCACCCGCAUGAUCGUGCAGCGUUUGGGAACACCCAGGUAAACCCACCGAUUUCCACAUUUGGCUGUCAUUUUCUCCGCAAGUCGUUCGAAUUGUCCAAGCUCAUGGGUGUUAUCCUGGACGUCCUUGUGACCGGAGCAUCAUCGGAGACGAAGUGCGAGAUCCGCAUGAAACUGGACGCAUGGCAUACAGACACUGCCCAGAUCCUAACCCAAACCAUAGACACGGAGAGUUUGUUCGCUGCUCCAAAACACCUCCGUGAAAUGGCUCUAGGAGUCAAUAGUUUGAAAUUUCAGUACCUGCACGUUCGGGUGCUUCUUCUGAAGGGAGAAGAGUUCUCAGCGCUUCGGCUAUCGUCUGCCCGCGAAGCCAUAUCCUUAUUACCAACCAUGGUAUCGAAUUGGAGCUCUGUAUACAAUGGCGUAGUUUGGCAACUGCUGUAUUUCCCCUUUACGCCAUUCUUCGUCAUAUUCGAGAACAUUAUCCAGCAUCGCGGUCCUUCUACGGAUACUAUCCAGCAGGACCUAACGCUGUUAUGUUCCACCGUGACUUAUUUCGCUGAAAUGAGAUCGCAAAUGCAUCUGCUGGCUCCUGUAUGCUCGAGGUUGCAGUCUGUCGCGGAUGCAUGUAUGCGCCUUGCACAAUUGCAUAUUUCAAAUUGUGCAUCGGAUAGUACUAGCGAUGAUAGGUCAUCACAAGGACCAGGGGCGGCACAUUCUGUUAGACUCGCAGAGCAAACUGAUCAUCCAAGCGAGACUCACGAGGCUUUUCCCAGCAUCGAUGCAGGAGAUCUAGACAUCGCCAACUAUCUCGACUGGCUGCCUGCUGACAUGGACCUAAAUGCUGUAUUGCCCUUAUCCGAGAACGAGAGGGGAAACAGUGCAAACCGACGGACUUUGGCUAGUAUAUUUGAUUGGUUCUCCUGGGACGCUUACUACGCGGGCAUUGAGACCUGACAGUACUCUUUCGAUGGAUGAUUUCAUGAAUUCAUAACCAAGUCCAGAUAAUGAUGAUAAACCAACUCUUGACCUCUAUCUCCCUAU
Messenger RNA from Aspergillus sclerotioniger CBS 115572, 2175 nucleotides. RefSeq names its product fungal specific transcription factor domain-containing protein. NCBI's taxonomy places the organism in Eukaryota, Fungi, Ascomycota, Eurotiomycetes, Eurotiales, Aspergillaceae. Gene Ontology annotation, molecular function: zinc ion binding; DNA binding. The transcript has 5 exons. Bases 427 to 2088 code for a protein of 553 amino acids. The record is from RefSeq and is a predicted model, not a curated record. Gene Ontology annotation, biological process: DNA-templated transcription.